Drosophila suzukii is the source of this 837-nucleotide messenger RNA. The record is from RefSeq and is a predicted model, not a curated record. Lineage: Eukaryota; Metazoa; Arthropoda; Insecta; Diptera; Drosophilidae.
GUGUUCGGCUUUCAGUUUCCUGAGAGACUUCCACCAGAGUACAUCGAAAUUCGGUGAAAUUUUACUAAGAAAGAAAGAAAAACCACUGCAUUGAGAUACCUUGACUUGGUAUAUUCCACGCAAAUGUGCAUAAAAAUACGCGUUAUUUGAAAGACAAAACAAAGUGAUUCAAACAGAGGGUUCAUUGGACGCUUGAGAAAACCGAGAGACAAAGUGAAACGACCUCGCACAACGCGCGCAAACAGAGAGCAAAAAAAAAACACACCCACAUCCCAUCCCACUACUGAUUGCUGCAACGCUCCAUAAAAAGAAAAAUACAAAAAGCUAUAUAGACAUGGAUGUUUGGGGAUUCUGCGUUAGCGAUUCCACGAUGGCAUAUGGCGGGGCCAUGCGCAGCGGAUACUACCGGGAUUACGAGCAGUUUCCCUACGGAACCCUGGAGUCCACAAAUUCCCCACAUGCGGUCAAGGAUUGCUACAGUCGAGUGCAAGAAAAAUGCAAGCAGAUAAAGUCCGAGAAGCAGAUGCGCAAGGACUGUCCGUUCUGCAAGGAGCACAAGAAGCGGCCGCUCAUCAACUACAUGCGCAAGCGGGAGCAGCGGAAGCACCAUGACAGCAUCUGCGAGGACGAGGAGGACAUGCACGAACAUGAGCUGGAGCACGCCCACAAUCACAGCCAAUCCACCGUCCUUGCCGUCCAACAAAGCUGCAAGGUGUGAGAGGGAGCGGGACGACUCUACUGCAGACGAUUCCCCACAGACAGUCGCGAAAUGCCAUAUAUUCAAAUGUGACCAGAAGAAAGGAAAAACCUGAAAGAGUAACAACAACAAAAACAAAG